Parathielavia appendiculata is the source of this 2053-nucleotide messenger RNA. RefSeq names its product S-adenosyl-L-methionine-dependent methyltransferase. Gene Ontology annotation, cellular component: nucleus. The record is from RefSeq and is a predicted model, not a curated record. Gene Ontology annotation, biological process: peptidyl-arginine methylation. The transcript is spliced from 2 exons. Gene Ontology annotation, molecular function: protein-arginine N-methyltransferase activity. NCBI's taxonomy places the organism in Eukaryota, Fungi, Ascomycota, Sordariomycetes, Sordariales, Chaetomiaceae. The coding region runs from base 195 to 1892 and encodes 565 amino acids.
CGCACAAGCAAUUUCGAGUUUUUUAUCCACACCUUGAUAAAACAAAAAAUUUCCCAAAAAAGAACUCCGGCUUCACUUGACAAUCUCACCCAUUCAGCCUUAUUCUUGUCUCAUAACCUUCCGCGCUUCUCCUCUUUCUGUAAUCGGCAAACACCCAGAAACAGGUUGAAAGGCUCCUAAGACAAGAUCACGAAAUGGCUGAAGCCUAUCCCUGCUCCGACUCCGAGUCUGUGUCGUCGUCGGACAAUGACCAGGAUUGGCUCAACAAGCCCGGCGAGGAGGAUGAAGACGAGGAACAGGAGCAAGUGACUGUCGUCUCGUUCUUCGACGACAAGGGCUUUUCGGAUGCGAAGUCCAUGCUGGCGUACUGCAAGGACAAGUUCGACUUUGACUUCCUCGGCGUCAGGGACAGGCUUCAUCUGGACUUCCACGGCUGUGUGAAGCUUAUCAACUUUAUUCGCCGGGGUGUAAAGGAAGGCACUGCCCUGCCGCAAGAGAUCACCGCGGAGCAUCUGGCCGACGACAGCCUGCUUAUCCCCGUGUUGGCGGAUGACGCAUUGAUCUUCUGUCUGGACGAGCUACCUGAGCGCACGUCCGGCCAGGCGCAGGAGAAGGGCCAGGCCGCCGAAGUCCAGAACUCUGCCAGCGGCGGGGGACCCGUGGUGGACGAGCUGCUGCAAAAAAAUGCGCAGCUGCAGGCCGAACUGGAGCAGCUCGCCAAGCAAUUCACCAACUACCGGCUGGCCGUAGAGCAGACGCUCGACAAGCGCUGGGGCGUGGAUGACGAGGGCGAGGCGUGCAAGACGGCUGCGCCUGUUGCCCCUGCCGAGCAGCAGAAGAAGAAGGAGGAGGAGAAGGACGAGUCGGCCUACUACUUUGAGUCCUACGCGCAUACCGACAUUCACGAGACCAUGAUCAAAGACACGGUUCGCACCAACGCUUACCGCGACUUCAUCUACGCCAACAAGCACCUCUUUGAGGGCAAGGUGGUCCUCGACAUUGGCUGCGGCACGGGGAUCCUGUCCAUGUUCUGCGCGCGCGCGGGCGCCGCGCGCGUCCUCGCCGUCGACAACAGCGCCAUCCUCGACAAGGCGCGCGAGAACGUGUUCCGCAACGGCCUCGACCGCGUCAUCACGUGCGUGCGCGGCCGCAUCGAGGACGUGACGCUGCCCGUGGACAAGGUCGACGUCAUCGUGUCUGAGUGGAUGGGGUAUUGCUUGUUGUACGAGGCCAUGCUGCCAAGCGUCUUCUUUGCGCGCGAUAAGUACUUGAAGCCCGACGGCUUGCUCGUUCCAAGCCACGCCAGCAUGUGGAUUGCGCCCGUGUCGGAUGCCGAGUAUGUCGCGGAGAACGUGGAUUGGUGGAGGGACGUGUACGGGUUUGACAUGCGGGCGAUGCAGGCGGGCAUCUACACGGAUGCGCGUAUGACCGUAAUGCCCACGGAUGCGGUGUGCGGCGAGGCGCAUGCGUUUCGAAUGCUGGACCUCCACACGGCCAAGGUGGCGGAUCUCGUCUUUGAGGACUCGUGGCAGACGACACUGUCAGACAAGGUGGAGGGGCUAGAUGGAUUUCUGGUGUGGUUCGAUUGUUUCUUUGGUGAGAGCCGAGAGGAGGCGGUCGAGGCGAACCUCACGGCCAAGGAGUGGGUGGCUGCCGGGCGAGAGCGUGUCGCCUUCACCACGGGCCCGUAUGAUACUGCCACGCACUGGAGGCAAGGGCUGUACCUCAUCGACAAGGAGAAAGCAAAGGAUAUCGAGGUUGGUCCGGGGAAGAAACUAGUCGGCAACAUCCGCUACGCUAUUCCUGAGGACCAUGCCCGUGGCCUCAAUAUCACAAUCGCCUGGGCCCUGGAGGGCGGCGACAGCCAGGUCCAGACAUGGUUGUUGCACUGAGAUCAGGAAAUAGAGAUCGGGAUACAGAUAAAUGACAUGAAUGGAUUUGUGGCUCCUAAGCUGCCACCAGUUGCCAUGGUGUCGUCUUACCCGACACUAUGCUACCCCAAACGAGGAACGCCGGCGCUUUGCAUUACCAGAUUCACAAUGCUCAAGAACCC